Molecule: messenger RNA, 528 nt
Organism: Prorocentrum cordatum
Lineage: Eukaryota; Dinophyceae; Prorocentrales; Prorocentraceae
Source: the annotation of a GenBank genome assembly
AUGAAAGGCGCGGGUUUCAUCCUUCUGGGUCGUCGCCCUCAUUCGUGGCCCUUCCAGGACGGAUACACCCGACCCGACGGAUUCGAUGGACGGUUGAGCCUCGCAGAGGAGUUGAGGGAGAAAGGCAACGAGAAGUUCAAGGAGGAGAACCUUGAUGCGGCGAUGAUGUACGCGUUGAGUGCUUUGCAUUGCCUGGACUUCAGCAGAGGGGCCUCCAUGUCGCACAAGGACUCACACAAACAGCAAACAUUUGGCGCGCUGGUGAAGAUCAUUAGCAACUUGAGCAUCGUGUUCUUGAAGCGAGGCGACAAUUACAACGCGGUCAGGGCUGCAGACUUGGGCCUAGAUCCCAGAGGUUCACGCCAUUUCGCCGACCCUUGGAAAAAACACGGACUCGCGAAGAUCUGUUGGGACGCCUCAGAUAGAGGAGAAGACAGGCGGAGCAGACAGGAAGAAAAGCACGAGGAGGCAGAGCACGAGCAGGAGCAGGAGGGUGAGGAUGAAGAGGAGAAGAGGGGAGGAUCCUGA